This is a messenger RNA of Toxorhynchites rutilus septentrionalis, 1286 nucleotides long. RefSeq names its product tRNA N6-adenosine threonylcarbamoyltransferase (gene Tcs3). Gene Ontology annotation, cellular component: EKC/KEOPS complex; cytoplasm. Gene Ontology annotation, biological process: tRNA threonylcarbamoyladenosine modification. The coding region runs from base 102 to 1139 and encodes 345 amino acids. The record is from RefSeq and is a predicted model, not a curated record. Lineage: Eukaryota; Metazoa; Arthropoda; Insecta; Diptera; Culicidae. The transcript is spliced from 2 exons.
ACAUGUUAUGUUAUUUUUGUUUUGAUCCGGCUUUAGUAAUAUUUAAAUAUUAAACUCGCUAAUUUAUUUUGCAACCACAAUAUAUUACCAUACAUUAGAAAAUGGUAAUCGCUAUCGGCUUCGAAGGCAGUGCUAACAAAAUUGGGGUUGGUAUUGUCCGGGAUGGAGAUGUGCUAGCAAAUGUGCGCGAAACUUACAUUACUCCGCCGGGCGAAGGAUUUUUGCCUAAAGAAACCGCACAGCAUCAUCGCUCCAGAAUUCACGAUAUUCUGAAGCGUGCCCUGAUUGAGUCGGGAAUCGCCCCGGCGGACAUUGAUGUUGUAUGUUACACUAAAGGUCCAGGGAUGGCACCUCCCUUAUUGGCCGUCGCUAUCGUCGCACGUACUGUCGCCCAAAUUUGGGAUAAACCUAUACUUGGAGUUAACCACUGUAUCGGACAUAUUGAGAUGGGACGAUUGAUAACUAAGGCGGUAAACCCUACGGUUCUGUAUGUUAGCGGGGGAAAUACGCAGAUAAUUUCGUAUGCCUGCAAACGUUAUCGGAUUUUUGGCGAAACUAUCGAUAUCGCAAUCGGGAAUUGUUUGGACCGGUUUGCUCGCAUUAUCAAACUGUCCAAUGAUCCAAGUCCGGGUUACAACAUUGAACAAAUGGCAAAGAAGGGAUCCAAGUACCUUCCGUUGCCAUAUUCAGUCAAAGGAAUGGACGUUAGUUUUUCCGGUAUAUUAUCAUUCAUUGAACAAAAAGCGCGACCGAAAGGAAACCAGAGAAAGCGAGCAUCCGCGGUAGAGCCAGAGAAGUGGUCCGAUGAAGAUCUAUGUUUCUCACUGCAGGAGACGCUUUUCGCAAUGCUGGUUGAAACCACCGAGAGAGCAAUGGCCCACUGUGGAUCCAGCGAGGUGUUGAUCGUUGGAGGGGUGGGUUGCAAUGAGCGACUGCAAGAGAUGAUGGGAAUAAUGUGUGAGGAGCGGGGAGCGAAAUUAUUUGCAACCGAUGAGCGUUUCUGUAUCGACAAUGGGGUGAUGAUUGCCCACGCUGGGUGGGAAAUGUUCCGCAGUGGAACAAGAAUGAACUGGGAAGACGCUACUAUCACGCAACGGUAUCGGACCGAUGAAGUUGAAGUGACUUGGAGAACCGAUUAGGUAGGUGUGCAGGUGCGCUAAAUAAGAAAUUUACAGAUAUGAAAAUCGUUCAAGCAAUGUAUUGUGAACAGAAAGAAAUCCUAUUUUUUUAAAUACCACUUACGCUCAAUGAAGCUUGAUAAGCAAUCAUUUUACUUUCUAAUAAAA